Molecule: messenger RNA, 5012 nt
Organism: Bombus pascuorum
Lineage: Eukaryota; Metazoa; Arthropoda; Insecta; Hymenoptera; Apidae
Product: zinc finger protein 184-like
Exons: 3
Coding region: 234-3386 (1050 amino acids)
Biological process (GO): regulation of transcription by RNA polymerase II
Cellular component (GO): nucleus
Molecular function (GO): RNA polymerase II transcription regulatory region sequence-specific DNA binding; DNA-binding transcription factor activity, RNA polymerase II-specific
Source: RefSeq, a predicted model, not a curated record
UGCCAUUUUGAUGCCCAUAGUACUGCUUAUGGUGGUUUUUGUGUUUGAACGGUAUUUUCUCUCUCUGCGCAUGUUUAUAUGUGUAUAAAAAUAAUUUACAUUCUAUUUUGACGCGAGCUAUUAACAAAGGAAAACAUGUUCUGGAUGCAAGUGAAUAAUAAGAAAGUAUAAACAAAUUUUAAAGUGAUGUAAGCAGUUUGUCUAGUGAUAAUAAUAAUAAUUUCAUAAAGCAAAUGGCUCGAGUGUUAGUUUACGCACGCUCUGUUGAUGCAGUCUUCAUGGAUAUACAACUGGGCAGAAAAAUGGAUCCUUCUGAAUAUGCAAUAAGAAUAAAGGAAGAGCCAAUCGAUCCAGAGAUAUGCGAUGAUUUCUCGCCAGUUGAUACGAAUACAGGGAAUGAAAAUGAAACAACGACGUUUAAUGGUGAAUCUUCGGAUGGCGUUUAUCGUAGAAAUCGAGAAUCCGCGUUUCCUCAAGAAAGUACAUAUUUAGAAAAUAACAAAUCGGAUCCUGAUAGACGAAAAAGUAAACAUAAAAUACGUUCAAACAACAGAAUAAGUUGUAAUGUUUGUUUGUUAACUUUUCAAACUAAACAGUUAUUGGAACUGCAUAAUAAAUUAUACAGCUGUAAUAUAUUCAAGUGUAAUAAGUGCACUGCGAUCUUUAGUAUGCAUAUUUCGUUGGUACGUCAUUCAAAGAUGCGAUCUUGUACGAAACAAAUGCAUGGAUAUAGAUGUAAUUUUUGUAACCGAAGGUUUUCCUAUAAAAGACAUGUCCAAUCUCAUUUAUUCCAUAUACAUGGGAACGCAAUAUUUUCUGGUGAAAGCAAAAUUACGAAAACAUCUCCUGAAUCGUUAGGAAAGUCGAAUCAUUCGGAUGGCAUAGUCAUGGCAGAAUCAAAUACUUUGCACAGUCUUUCUACAAAAAACGAAAAUAGCCCAAUAAAUAUAUCUUUGAAACCAUCUAAUAGUUCAAACAAUACACCCACCAAGGGUUCGAGCAGCAAGAUCAAGUCUACGCAUUUAAAACGGUUAAGCGAUUCGUAUGGUACACAUUCGAAAAGGAUGAAGCAGACCAUCCUUACAGACUUCAUAUCGCUGUAUAAAGACAAAUCGAAUGACAAGUGGGUUAGCCCGGAAGAAGUUAUCGAUACGGGGAAUAUUCCUGUUACUGCGACUAUUAUUCCAACUUCAACGCUCGAGACAUUUAGUAAGAAGACAUCAACGGCUUCAGAAGUUAUUCAGACGUCUACUUCUGCUAAGCGAAUCGAAUCUCCUGUUAGGAAAAGACCAUUUGUUCAAAUUCAUGUGAAUUCCAAAACAAUGAUAUCUUUAUUAAGGAACGAAAUAGAAGCUGAAUCUGAAAGCUCUAAUACCUCGCACAAUAUGUCUUACAACCUUAGGCCAAUAAAAAGAUGUUCUUCUUCUUUAUAUGAUUUUUACGAUUUAUUGAAGUUUGAGACCUUUGAAAGAUCAAGACAAUCCGUUAAAAGAAACAAGUCCCCCUAUAUGUUUAACCAAAGUGAAAGAUCUGCACCUGAAGCUAAGUGUAAAGAAUGUGUAGUCCGUUUGGAGAAAUGCGACAAGUUCUUGGAGCCUACUAGUUUUGUGUCAAACGAAGACGUAGGCGAGGGCGAAGGCGAAGGCGAAGGCGAAGGCGAAGGCGAAGGCGAAGGCGAAGGCGAAGGCGAAGGCGAAGGCGAAGGCGAAGGCGAAGGCGAAGGCGAAGGCGAAGGCGAAGGCGAAGGCGAAGGCGAAGGCGAAGGCGAAGGCGAAGGCGAAGGCGAAGGCGAAGGCGAAGGCGAAGGCGAAGGCGAAGGCGAAGGCGAAGGCGAAGGCGAAGGCGAAGGCGAAGGCGAAGGCGAAGGCGAAGACGAAGACGAAGACGAAGACGAAGACGAAAAGGAAAAGGAAAAGGAAAACGAAGACGCUUUCAAACAAGCAGUAUCGGAAAAUGUGGAAGAGGAACUUGAAGGUUUUCGUGAGACAAGCUCGGCAGGUAGAUCAAUCGUACGUCAACGAGAGUCGGUUGAGUUUAAGAAGAACUUUAAGGUUAAUAAGCAGAAAAUAUUUAAAUGCCAUGUUUGUAAAGCAUCGUUUUCUUUGAAAAUAAACUUGCGCGAACACAUGAAAUUGUUCCAUCCGAUUUACAUGUCGUGCAUAUGCAACGCGCGUUACACGUCCAUACAUAAGUUAGUAGAUCACUAUCUACGUCAGCAUAUUGUGUUUAAUCGAAGGGAAUGUUGCGCGUGUUAUGAGAAGUUUGGCACGUCGGCAAUGUUGAAACAGCACAUGGUUUCGCAUUGUUUGAAGACCAUAAGAUCAGAAAACGACUCUCUACUGGUUGAUGUUGAAAUAAAUUGCAACGCAUUCCAGAAACCACACAAAUGCAAAGGUUGUUGGAAACGAUUUUGGCUAUACUCGUGUUUGAAACAACAUGAGAAUGUAUGUCGUCGAAUGAAAGUGUUAAUAGAUGAACAACGUGCAUCUCGUAUAAACCAUUUGUCUCGGUUCUUGAAAGAACCAAGUGAAAUGGAAGUCAGCAUAGUACAGUCGCCUGAUUUGGAACAAAUGUUGGAUGUUCCGGGUGGGACGACAGGAUCUUUGGAAAAUUAUUUGGCUCUGAGUACGCUUAUUACCGAUGAUACUUUCUCUUCGUCGUUCGAUACAGCUGCAAAGAAGAAAAGGCUACUUAAUGGGAUUGCAUGCGUAAAGGGUUACCAAGUGAACCAAAUGAACAGAACAAGGUUUCCUUGCACUGUUUGUGAGACACAAUUCCGAACAUUUCAAAGUUUGUGCAUACACGAGCGCACCUAUUGCCAAACAGCCACCGAAAAGUGUAACGUUUGUAAAACAAUGUUUUCCACUAAACGAUUAUUACAGCUUCACGUGCUUGCUACUCAUAUGCCUUUGUGCUCGGUGAGCUGCAAUUUCUUUUGUAAGUUCUGUAAUCAAGGAUUUGUUAAGAAAUCGAGUCUUCAAAUUCACGAACGACACUUCCAUAUUCGGCAGAAUCCUAAACCGGUGCUGAAUUCCGAUUGCCUUUCGAAAGAUAAACAAAUCUGUGAUACAUGCAAUUUGUUAUUCGAAUCCUACGAACAUUUUGUCGAGCAUAACAUGUAUUAUUACAAGGGCGAAGAUUUUUUAUGCGCAGUAUGUGGUAAGUUGUUUCAAGGAAUGUACAAGUUUCAUAAUCACAACAAAUUGGAGCAUUAUCCGGACAAAUUACGGGAAUUGUACUCUUACAAAUGCGAUACUUGUAACGAAGGCUUCAGCUACGAAUCACAUUUCCACGCUCAUAAGCUACACGUUCAUUCGCAGGAUACGCCCGCUGACGAGACGCGCGACCGCGAUACAUCGGAUCAAACUUUUCGCAUGUGUUCAUGAUUCUUUGGAUAAAUUAAGAUAAUCAUAGAAUAAAAGCAUAGAGAAUAUUCAAUUAUUUGAUUUAUAGAUCGUUUCAAAAUCAAUUUUCGCGGUAAUAUACAGAAGAAUCGGCCUAGAUUGAGACGUACAAUAAUACAUGCCAAGUACACACACACAUACGAAGCAAAUGAUUUCUAAAGCGUUUUUUAAGCCAUGUAUUCGCAUUUUCCAUAAUACGCAUGAAAUGUAUCGAUAUUUGUUGAAAUAUACUUUACAAGUCAAAUCAACGCUUCUGACCUAGUACAAACUACGCUCGACUCAAACAUCGAGCACUGAGUGAAGUUUGGGUGUCAGCCUUAGGCGCUGCCUGUUCAUUGUUUGCGAUGGUCUCAGUUUGUUGAACCAGAAGAUGUCAAGCAUUCUAGGCUAGACGAACAGCCAGAAAACGGGUGAACUAGAUAUUCUCAUACUGUCUCUAACUUUAUUUAAUAUACAUCGUUUUGUUCACUUGAGAGAUAAAGCGAAGAUCUAAUCGUCGGCGUUAUCGUAUCGUUUACUAAGUGCCGCUUGAAACAGCUUAAUGAAAAUUACGAUAGAUCGAGUAAUAAAUUUGUCUGCUUUUCUUUGAACGCGUUAUAUUUGUGUGCUUUUAUAUACGUACAUGUUUCUCUCUGUGCGUGUACGUGCGCGCGCGCGCUCGUGUAUAUUUUAUCAAUUACGUUGAUCAUUAUCCUAUUUCAUUGCGUAAAAUUUUUUGUUAGAUGGAGUUUCUCGUUCGGCGUGCGCGUUUGCUGAUUUUCACAUUUUGUAAAUUGUUUUUGGUCAACGUAAAGGUUUGAGAAAGUUAGAAAAUAAAUGAAGCGAGGCUAAGUAAAUGUUGCAAUUUCUUUUUUUAAAUGCUGAUAUUGGUCAUUUUCAUUCCAUUGAAAUGUUUAUUCGUUAUAAUUAUUCGUUUAAACGUCCGCUCGAUAUAAUAUAACAUUCGUUGAAAAAUGAACAAACCUAUUAAUUAAUAUCUGAUAUUGCGAUUAAAAAUAAAUUCAUUUCGUUUAUCACACGUGAAAUGAUUAUAUGAUAAGUUUCAUAUUUGACAGAUGACUAAUUUAAAUAUGGAUCGUAAUUACAAUUUUCAUUAUGAGAUGAUUUAUUUAUUUACUUACCCAGCUAUCGAUUAAUGACGUCGAAUGAUAAUUGUACGGGAACGAUAAUGCUUUGUAAUGUGCGAUUAAACUAUUUCGUUAAAUAUUCAGUAAAUUAAUAUUUCAAUUUCCAUCACAGCGCCGGUUCAUUCGAUUCGAUAAUCGAGAGGAAUAUGAGAUCAAGAACGAUAUGUAUCGCUAUGAAAGCGUGAAUUAAAAUUGUCGUACUAGAAUUUCUAUAAAGAAAUAAGAAUUGAUGUUUAUAUCGAAGAAUAGUUAUAGCGCGUAAUCAAAUAAAUUUGUUGUUUCACGAGCUCUCACCGGUUCUGCCGUACAACGAAACGAACAGUUGUACGAUUAUAAAAGCUAACAUUUGUAUUUUUCUAAAAAUUAGAAAGCUGGCAAACUUGAUAGAUUUCUCGGGAAAUUUGUAGAUUUUAAUAGUAUGAUAUGUACUGUUUUUAAAAGUGUAGAUAUUCUUUAAUAAACUACAUUUUCUAGAAAAUAA